CAAAUAAAAAUUGAAGCAGCAGCCAAGCGAGCAGCAACUGCACGCAAGGCAGGGCACGGCGUGGGUGAACCAGGCAGAGGCCGUGCAGUUGGCGAGGUUGGGCGAGCGGCAGGCGUGGCUGACGGCGGAUCCGUGGGGAGCAGAAUCCGGCGCACGAUGAGCCCAGCCCCAGGUUGGAGGUGGUGUCUGUUGAUUCUUCGAUGGAGAGAUAAUGCUUCAAAGCCUGGCGAUCCGUUGGGUGAAAUCUGAGUCCUGGUGGCGGAAUGAGCUUCUUGGAGUUGCCUUCCAUGGCUGAUGUUAUUUGUUGGUUUCUCCUAUCUCAUACUUGCUAUUGAGUGAAGCUUUUUUUCCUAGUUGGAUUAAAAGUUCUGAUCAAAUCCCACAUUGUGUUGGAAAUGAAAUCCUGGUUCCACAGGUGAGCUACUCUGCUGUAGUUUGCCAGAGAUCGAUCAAUCCUGUUCCUUCCAGGUUUGUUUUCCUCUUUUCCUUAAAAUUUAAGGACACUAUUGAUUUCAUUUAAUUUUAAGUUUUUGGAGAGAAUUGUCAUUGAAACCAAUAUGACCCUAUCCUUUUCCAUGACAGCAACGCGGUUAUCCAGCACUCACUGGCUGGCUGGCUGGCUGCUCAAAUUUAAAUUUAAAUAAAAUCACGCGCACUCACUAUUUUUAUAUAUAUUUUAUUAAAACUUUAUUCUUCGCUCAACUCUCUCUCUUUUGAUCCAUCGCUCUCAACUCUCUCUCUCUCUCUUUGCGGACAUGAUGACGGAUCCAUUGUCAUCUUCUUCUUCUUCUUCUUCGCUGCUGCCCCCUAGUGUUGUAUUCAAACCAACAGAUAAAGAAAUUUUGCAAGAAUUCUUGAUAAGAAAGCUUCACAAUCUUCCACUGCCUAACAAUGCUAUCGUGGAGAUGAAUGUCUAUGAUCGCCAACCUUGGUUGUACGCAAGUGGUCAUAAUUAUGGAAUGGAUCAGUACGAGACGUACUAUUUUGUGAAACGGGAGAAAAAGUCUAAAUAUAAAUCUGAAACCGCGAAGAACCCCAAACGGCACCUUAAAAGCGAGGGAAAUUCCAGUCGUGGAGGAUGGUGGAAGGCCAUCACUGGUGAUAAGCCAAUCCGUAAUAAGAGAGGUCGUAUAAUUGGUUUUAAGAAGACUCUCAAGUUUUAUACCUACAAGGACUAAAAGUAUGACCGUAGGGAGUGCGUCAGAACGGAUUGGAUAAUGCAUGAAUACAAGCUGCCGCAUCCAACAUUCCAAGAAUGGGUAGUAUGCGGCAUACGGUACAAUGGGGGAAAAGGGACUGGGCAAGAAUAUGCAUCGGGAUGCCAUUUGACGUUAGACCAUGCAUCGGGCCAUCGGCAAGAACGUGAGGAGGAUCAGCAGUCUCAAACACAACAGGAUUCACCAUACGAUAAAGUCUGUAAUGCUUCUUCUCAACUGAACAUGGGAUCGGAUGGGCAAUGCUGUUGGGCAAAUGCGCAAGAAUAUUUUGGGUUAAAUGAGCAAGAAUAUGCAUCGGGAUGCCAUUCGACGUUGGAAAAUCAACAAGCCCGAGAUAGCAACAGAUCUCUCGAAUUUAUUGAUGAUCCGAGUUGGAAUGAGUUUGAGGACACGGAGGGAUCCCAAGUUCAGUUUCCUCAGAUUUCAUUCACAGAGACAGAGCUCGAAGAUGGGGGACUUUAUUUUGAUUUGUGGACUUAAUCUCCGAAGAUGAACAGAAGAGGUUCAGUUGUUAGUAAUUGAAUGUACUCUUUUCUUCUUUUGCAUAGAAUUGAAUGUACUCUUUUCUUGUUUUCUUCUUUUCUACUUUUGAUUGGAAAGCGAAAACAUUCAUUGCUGUAAGUUGUUAUCUUUGAUAUGAAUAAAACAGAGCACA
This is a messenger RNA of Diospyros lotus (date-plum), 1872 nucleotides long. Its product is annotated as NAC transcription factor 25-like. Gene Ontology annotation, biological process: regulation of DNA-templated transcription. The record is from RefSeq and is a predicted model, not a curated record. The coding region runs from base 1218 to 1697 and encodes 159 amino acids. Gene Ontology annotation, molecular function: DNA binding. The transcript is spliced from 3 exons. Lineage: Eukaryota; Viridiplantae; Streptophyta; Magnoliopsida; Ericales; Ebenaceae.